UGUUGUUUUAGAGCACUUAAAAAAAAAAAGAGAUUUUGAGUGCGUACACAAUGGAAGAAAUGAGGAGCAAGCCGAAUUACUUUUCCCUGUUCAUCUCAUGUGUACUACUCGGUACAUGUUGUUUCUCCAACCUAUGCUACUGCUUCAAACCAAAGAAUUUCACCUUAUCCGCCAUAGCUGCCCAUUGGUCAUCGGCAGGAGCAACAUGGUACGGCAGCCCCAACGGUGCCGGAAGCGAUGAUAGGUUGGAAUUGCAUGCAGGAGGCGCCUGUGGGUAUGGAAACCUGGUGUCGCAGGCACCAUUUUCUUCGUUAGUAACUGGGAUUGGCCCAUCUCUCUACAACGCAGGCAAAGAAUGUGGAGCCUGUUACCAGGUGAAAUGCACAAAGCAUCCGGCAUGCUCCGGCCAGCCAGUCAGAGUUGUUAUAACAGAUUUUUGUCCCGGAUAUCCAUGCACUUCCGGACCUGCUCAUUUCGACCUCAGCGGAACUGCUUUUGGUGCCAUGGCCGUUCCCGGGAAAGAACAAAAACUUCGCGAUGCCGGAGUUUUGGAAAUCAGCUAUGCACGUGUUUCUUGCGAGUAUCCGGGGACGAACGUUGCAUUCCGCGUUGAUCCGGGGUCCAAUCCUCAGUAUUUUGCCGUGGUUAUCGAGUUUGAAGAUGGAGAUGGUGAUCUUGCGGGCGUGGCUCUGAAGCAAUCAUCCGGACGUGAUGAAUGGUGGGAAAUGAAACGGUCGUGGGGGGCUGUUUGGAAGCUUGACGCUGGCUCUGUGUUACGACCCCCCUUCUCAAUUAGAUUGAGGUCACAAUAUUCAGGGCAGAUCCUGGUGGCCAAAAAUGUGAUUCCAGCAGGGUGGAAGCCUGGUGCAACUUACAGGUCUUUGGUCAAGUACCUCUGAUCCAUCCUGCACCAAGCCACCAACCAUCCAGUUCCGCCAGUUAUAGUAGUUCGAAUCCGGAACCUUGAGUUGCAGCAAGCUGCAAUUUGGAGCACACGAGAUUCCAGUACUGCGUAAAUUUAGAAUUGAAAUGCAAUGUCUACUUACUACAUAUAAUUAAGUAUUCAAUAUUAGAUGUUACCU
Messenger RNA from Coffea arabica (coffee), 1082 nucleotides. Its product is annotated as expansin-B15-like. Lineage: Eukaryota; Viridiplantae; Streptophyta; Magnoliopsida; Gentianales; Rubiaceae. Gene Ontology annotation, biological process: sexual reproduction. Gene Ontology annotation, cellular component: extracellular region. The record is from RefSeq and is a predicted model, not a curated record.